Messenger RNA from Talpa occidentalis (Iberian mole), 4016 nucleotides. RefSeq names its product activin A receptor type 1C (gene ACVR1C). The transcript is spliced from 9 exons. Gene Ontology annotation, biological process: cellular response to growth factor stimulus; protein phosphorylation; nervous system development. Bases 226 to 1707 code for a protein of 493 amino acids. The record is from RefSeq and is a predicted model, not a curated record. Gene Ontology annotation, cellular component: activin receptor complex; plasma membrane. Gene Ontology annotation, molecular function: activin receptor activity, type I; ATP binding. NCBI's taxonomy places the organism in Eukaryota, Metazoa, Chordata, Mammalia, Eulipotyphla, Talpidae.
GGGGCCAGUGGCAGGAGUGACGCGCACAGCCAGCCGCGGGGGGCGUGGGAUGGGGGCGGCAGGGAAGGGGGACGUCUGCACCGAUUAGAGUCAACCGCACAUUUCAAAAAGGUGUGGGAACUGCGCUCCCUCCCGCGCCCCGGGAACUUCAAAGCAGUCCGCUUUGCCCGGGUCCCUCCGCUGCGCUCUGGGGCCUCGCAGCCGGGGUGCGGCCGCCUGGUGGCCAUGACCCGGGCGCUCCGAGCUGCGCUCAGCCAGGCUCUGCUGCUGCUCGCCGCGGCCACAGCGCUUUCCACAGGUCUGAAGUGUGUAUGUCUUUUGUGUGACUCUUCAAACUUCACCUGCCAAACAGAAGGAGCAUGUUGGGCUUCAGUUAUGCUAACCAAUGGAAAGGAACAGGUGAUCAAGUCCUGUGUCUCACUCCCAGAGCUAAAUGCUCAAGUCUUCUGUCAUAGUUCCAACAAUGUUACCAAAACUGAAUGCUGCUUCACAGAUUUUUGCAACAACAUAACACUGCACCUUCCAACAGCUUCACCAAAUGCCCCAAAACUUGGACCCAUGGAGCUGACUGUGGUUAUUACUGUGCCAGUGUGCCUGCUGUCCAUAGCUGCAGUGCUGACAAUAUGGGCAUGCCAGGGCCGACAGUGCACAUACAGAAAGAAAAAGAGACAGAAUGUGGAGGAACCCCUCUCUGAAUGCAAUCUGGUAAAUGCUGGGAAAUCACUAAAAGAUCUGAUUUACGAUGUGACUGCCUCUGGAUCUGGCUCUGGUCUCCCUCUUUUGGUUCAAAGAACCAUUGCAAGGACGAUUGUACUUCAGGAAGUAGUGGGGAAAGGUAGAUUUGGUGAGGUAUGGCAUGGGAGAUGGUGUGGAGAAGAUGUGGCUGUGAAAAUAUUCUCCUCCAGAGAUGAAAGAUCUUGGUUUCGAGAGGCAGAAAUCUAUCAGACGGUCAUGCUGAGACAUGAAAACAUCCUUGGUUUCAUUGCUGCUGACAACAAAGAUAAUGGAACUUGGACACAACUUUGGCUUGUGUCUGAAUAUCAUGAACAGGGGUCCUUAUAUGACUAUUUGAAUAGAAACAUAGUGACAGUGGCUGGGAUGAUCAAAUUGGCACUUUCCAUAGCCAGUGGUCUGGCCCAUCUUCAUAUGGAAAUUGUUGGCACGCAAGGUAAACCUGCUAUUGCUCAUCGAGAUAUAAAAUCAAAGAAUAUCUUAGUAAAAAAAUGUGAAACUUGUGCCAUAGCCGACUUAGGAUUGGCUGUGAAGCAUGAUUCAAUAUUGAACACUAUUGAUAUACCUCAGAAUCCUAAAGUAGGAACCAAAAGGUAUAUGGCUCCUGAAAUGCUUGAUGAUACAAUGAAUGUGAAUAUCUUUGAGUCUUUCAAACGUGCUGACAUCUAUUCUGUUGGUCUUGUUUACUGGGAAAUAGCCAGAAGGUGUUCAGUUGGAGGAAUUGUUGAGGAGUACCAGUUGCCUUAUUAUGACAUGGUGCCUUCAGAUCCCUCAAUAGAGGAAAUGAAGAAGGUUGUGUGUGACCAGAAAUUUCGACCAAGCAUCCCAAACCAGUGGCAAAGUUGUGAAGCACUCCGAAUUAUGGGGAGAAUAAUGCGUGAGUGUUGGUAUGCCAAUGGGGCAGCCCGCCUAACUGCCCUUCGCAUUAAGAAGACUAUUUCUCAACUUUGUGUCAAAGAAGACUGCAAAGCCUAAUGAUGACAACUGUGUUAAAAAGCAACCUCUCACAGUUUUCUUUCCCAUUUUCCCUCUUUAUGUGAAUGUUUUUGCUUUUUUGUUUUUUUCCUACCUCAAAGAUAUUAUAGUACAGUAUUUAAGUGUCCAAAGGCAGCAUGAAAAAAAUCUCUCAAGUCAAGCAUGGGCGGAAGUUGAUUUCAUCCAAUUUCCAUGUUGUCUUUAUUUUGAAAAGCAAAAUAUCAACCCACCUUUUUAUUUAAUAAGAUAUUACAAAAGUGUAAAAUAAGCUAUGUAAAAAUAAAAGUCAUUAAGGUUUUAUUUUACUUGAAUCAAGAGCACAUGAAUGAAGGGGAAGAAAAUGUAAAAGCAUUUUUUUUCUGAGAUGAAGACAUUCAUUAAAAAUAUGAGAGUAUGUUAUCUAACCAAAACUUUAUAUGAUCUAUCAUUUUCUCUAUUUUUUUAACUAAGCAGGGUAUUUAAAAAUUAAAUAUUGCUCUGAAAUUUAAUAUAUAAAAUGUGUUAAAGUGGAGCUGCUUGAUUGGAAGAUAGAAGCCAGAGUCCAAUUACUUGGUCUCCCUCUCUUCAUAAUCCAACACCAUAACAGCCCCUGCGGCAAAUAGUUGGAUAUCCAGUUGAAAAUGUUAUUUCCUCUCAUUUGUAAAUGAGACACCUGACAUCUUAAAACACUGAGGAAUGUUCCAAAGUCACACAACUAGUGAUCGAACUGGCACAAAGUCCAAAUCUAGUGAUGAUCCACACUGUAGAGUUAACUAGCUUUCUGCUGUCUCUUUAAUUUCGAUAGUAGUUUUCUACCUAUACAGAACUGUGUUGUUUUUCUUUUUUUUUUUUUUUCAUGAUGGUAUUUGUGGUUUAGUCAAGCAAAAGACAAGUUCAGUUAUUUUUGAGAAUCAUAAUGCACCUGCAUGAGCUCUCAGGGCAGUAACUGUUGACAUUUUCCUAAUAGAAAUUUGAUAAUCAUCCUGUUUGUCAGAUGAGUAUCAAUAAUUUCUGAAGAGUUCCAGAGAUUAACCAGAUAUAAAGGUCCAUUCUCAGAUAAUCCUUUCAGAUGCAUUUCAGAGACUCCUAUCACUGUUGUACAUGUGCAUUUAGAAGCAGAAAAGGAAAAGGAAACCAGGAGAUAUUUUGAAAAAAAUUAAGAAAUUUGAAAAGUACAAUAACCAAGUCCUUUGAGGGUAUUAGUAACUAAACAGAUAUUCCCUACCCUUUCAAAAUGAGCAAGUGGAUAGAGAAGGCUCAUGAUAAUUUUGCCUUUAUUCUACUUCCUAUAAAGACAAGCGGUAAGUUCUGAAUACAUGGAACAUUAAAUAUUUCCUUCAAAUCAAUAAUUCCUUUUGGUUAAGAUUUAACUUGGUAUUGUUCUAAAGCAGUGUUGCCUAAAUCUGCUCCUUAGAACACGCUUCUGCUGAGAUGAUCCAAGAUAAAAAGUUUUCUUCAAUAUUCUUAGAAAAUGAUACUGCACAUUAGUGUAUCGUGUGCUCUGAAGAGUCUUAUAGUUAAAAAUGUUACUUGAACUUCAUUAAAAUGGUUUCCUCAAUUACUGCAUCAUGGAACCCUUUUAUUAAGAGUAAGGGGUAACCUUUUACUAUCCCCACAUUUACUGUUUGACAAAGCACAACUUAGGAAAUAGAACUGUGAAGGAUAGGCCUAUGCAUGUUCCUGUAGAACACAAUCUAGUGAUUGUUCUUUAUUUUGUUAUAUAAGUAUGUUACUGAACCACUCUUCAUUUAACUGGGUUAAAACAUUAGAGGCAAAAAAAUCUGCCAUCUAUGGUUUUCAUAUGCUUUCUCAUCUAUGCCGUUAUCCAUUCACUAAAUAAUCAUGGAGCACCCCAUAUCUUCCUUUCAUGAUAUUGGGUACAAUAGGGAAAUUUAAAAAAUGGAUAGGUUCUGUACUCAGGGAGUUUUAAGUCUAAUUUGGGAAUGGAAACAAGGAUGUAGGUGUAAGGGGAAGAAAGUAAAUUGACAAAUGGAUAUAAUACAAAGUAGGAUGUCUUGAAUUCUAUAUGACAGUGGGUUUUGAAAAUUGCUUUCAAUUUGCAACACAUUUAGAAGUAUCUUUAUUUGACUUUUCCAAACUAAAUUAUAUAAUCAGUUUUUAAAAGUGCAUAUGUGAAACAAUUUUAAAGAGCUUAAGAGAAUGGAGUAACCUUGCUUGUGUUUGUAACUGUGAUAUCUCACAGACAAUUUUUGCGUAUUUGAGAAUGAAAUUAUUUAUUUAUUAUGGUUGUACUAUACUUUCAAAUAGUUAGAAAUAACAUUUCCUGUUUUUUUUCACUUAUGUGGGGUAAAUAUACUUAUUUAAUUGUU